This is a messenger RNA of Dermatophagoides farinae (American house dust mite), 1162 nucleotides long. Lineage: Eukaryota; Metazoa; Arthropoda; Arachnida; Sarcoptiformes; Pyroglyphidae. The record is from RefSeq and is a predicted model, not a curated record.
AUUGACAAUUUUUCUACAAUCAUUAUCGGCACAGAUUAUGGCACCAAUAAUCAAUCCAAUGAUGGCAAAUAUUCGUCCAAUCAUUCCUAUUCCGAUUCCUAUUCGACCAAUUAUAUUCACACCAAUAUCAUUCCAUCCGAUUGCUGCUACUCCUCCGAUUGCGGCAACAUUUAUGAAUGAUCCACCUGCACCACCAAUACCACCGGUAAGCGUAAUCGAUGAAGCUACACCAUUCAUGAAUUUUGUUCAACGUAAUUUCUGGUCAAGAAUGAGUAAUGAACCAUCUUCAAUGUUUAUGCGAAAAUGGGAUAAAAGACCAUUUAUGAAUGAUCGAUCAUCUAAUAAUAUACAACGUCAACCAUCCGAUCAUGAUUGGUAUCAAGAUAACAACGAAAACAAUAAUAAUAAUAAUAAUAAUAGAGAUCGGAAUUCUAGGCAAGAAUUUCGACAACGUCAUUGGCCAUCAAAUAGUAGAUCAGAUCAUAAUUUUCAUCAACCAAUUAAUGAUGAUGCUAAUGAUGAAGUUGAUGGUUAUGAUCGAGCUGCUGCUAUGGCUCAAAUGUACGAUUCAUUUGGACCAGUAUGGGCUGAAUCAAUGAAUAUGAAUUCAAUGGGAUUAAUUCCAUGGCAUCAAUUUCAUCAUUAUCAUCAUCAUCAUGACCAACAUCAUCAUAGAAAAAUGUUCUCAAGUCCAGCAGAUAAUCCGAAUGGAUUUCAACCAACACCGAUUUUAUCACCACAUCCAAAUAUGAAUUUUCCAUUAAUAGCCAAUCGAUUUUCACCGAUACCAAUGCCAUUGUUUGAUGAUUAUGAUGAUUCAUUCACCGGUGAUACUAUGGUUGGUCAAGCAUCACAAAUUAAUGAACACGGUAUCAAUCGUAAUAAUAAUCAUAAUGGAUCCAAUAAUAUCAUAUAUGUUGUUAACAUUGAUGGCCGUAAAGGUAGUAAAAACAAUGUAAAAGCAAUUCGAUUGGAUGAUUAUCUUGCCAGAAACAACAAUAAUAAUAAUAACUAUAAUCAACGGCAACGGCAACCACGUUUCCCAUGGUUAAAUGGUAAAAAUCAAAUUGAUCGUAGUUUAUCAUUGUUAAUAGUGGUAAUAGACAAUCAACAACAGCAACAACAAUAUCGAAAACCAAAUUGCAUAAUAAUCAAUCAUUAA